Messenger RNA from Myzus persicae (green peach aphid), 2892 nucleotides. Its product is annotated as liver carboxylesterase 2. Gene Ontology annotation, biological process: modulation of chemical synaptic transmission; presynaptic membrane assembly; chemical synaptic transmission. The record is from RefSeq and is a predicted model, not a curated record. Gene Ontology annotation, molecular function: neurexin family protein binding; signaling receptor activity. The transcript has 3 exons. NCBI's taxonomy places the organism in Eukaryota, Metazoa, Arthropoda, Insecta, Hemiptera, Aphididae. The coding region runs from base 333 to 2393 and encodes 686 amino acids. Gene Ontology annotation, cellular component: postsynaptic membrane; synapse; cell surface.
UGAAACAGCUAUUAUUACGUCGGGUAGGGGCGGACGCGGCAAGUGGUCGGUUGCGCACGGCGCGGUGGAGGGUGCCACUCUCGGUCUUUGCCCCGGCGCACGGACGUUUUUCAUUUCUUUCUUUCUUCCUUUCAUUCGUCGUCGUCGUCGUCGUCGUCACGCACACAGUCCACGGCGGUCCGCGCACUACCACCGGCAGCUAUACGAUAAUUCAUAAUAGAUUUAUCAUAAUACACACGACUACGUCCGUCAACAAAACGCUUGCAUUACGACUGUGACCGCGGUAUACAUAUUCAUAUAUCGGUAACGAAUACUAUACUAGAAGCUAUACCAUGGUACCGUUGAACCAGACAAGGUCGUCCGCCCUGGGACGUCGCAACCGGAUCCGAGGCCCAUCGCUGCUGUUGGUGGCCUACGCGUGCGUCUGUAUCUGUGGCAGCCAAGUUCAGUCACAGAGAGCCGGCAGCGGAAACCGGGAUGCACCGGUGGUCAACAUCCCCAGGCAGGGUGCGGUUUCCGGUGUUGAGGUGCAGCUCAACAAGAUCGGGAACAGGGCCUGGACGUACCUGGGCAUACCGUUCGCCAAGCCACCCAUCGGCAACCUGCGGUUUGCGCCGCCUGAUGUCGAUCCUCCGCCCACGUGGAGCGGCGUCCUCGUUGGGUCCGCACACAAGCCAGCCUGCAUCCCGGAUCCGCCAGUCCGGUCACAUCCUGUCCAUCGGCUGUUCUCCACCGUCACUCCUGGUCCUGUCAAGAUUUCCGAAGACUGCCUGUACCUGAACGUCUAUAGACCCGAAGGUGCGGUUCCGGAAGAAAAGUUUCCAGUCAUGGUUUGGUUUCAUCCCGGUGAUUUUCAUUGGGGUACACCGAUUUAUUGGGACGCUUCAGUUUUGGCCGCAAGACACAAAGUGAUCGUGGUAACGACGGCCUAUCGGUUGAACAUACUGGGUUUCUAUACAGACAACACUGCAGAGGCGUCGGGCAACUGGGGACUGAUGGACCAGGCGGCCGCACUGGACUGGGUGCAACGGAACAUCGAAAACUUCGGCGGCGCGGCGCAGAACGUGACUGUGUUCGGACAGGGCUCAGGCGCAGUGAGCGUGGGCCUGCAUGUGGUGUCACCCGGGUCCCGGGACAAGUUCCAACGGGCGAUCAGCAUGAGUGGGAACGCACUGCUUCGGACGGCCGUGAUGACAUCGGACGGACCGGAAGCGGUACUUGACGCGCUGGCUGACAAGUUCAACUGCUUCCGGAACACGUUGACCGGGUGCCUGCGGAACGUGGACGCCGAGUUGCUAGUGAAGGGUGGUGGUUCAUUGACUCGUUGGGGCCCGGUGGUCGACGGCCUGGCGCUAGCCAACGACAGCAGCGGCCUAGAACCAUUUCUACCGGACAUGCCGGCCUCGCUUAUGGAGGAUGGCCGGUUUGCCGCUGUUCCACACAUGAUCGGCUACAACCGGAUGGAGGAUGCGUUCGAUGCGUUUGACAUUGGGGACGGCGGUGGCGGUGGCGGUGAGGGCAUAACCAGAGAUCGGUUUGAGGCGUUAGUGCGAGAAGACGUCGCGGACGAAGACGAGGACGAUCGUCGGAUGCGUGAGCUGCGGCGGCUUCAGCAGCAACAGCAACAGCAGCCCGCCUCUACGGCCACCACUGGUGAAGGAGUCAGUGGCCCUUCGGACGGUAGCAGUGUUGGUGGCGUCGCCGAUGAUGAGGGGAACUGUACGCUGGACGCCGACUUUGUAGUGGACACAGUCGUGUUGCGGUAUGCCAGGCAGACGGACGACCCAGAAACUCUGCGCCGGAACUACGUGAUCAUGUCUGCCAACAAGGUAUACGGGGCCACCGGUUACCGGGUGGCCGGUUACGUGUCACGUCUGAAUGCCACCUACGUGUACCGGUACGAGUACAAGCUGCGUGCGACCAAAGCGCUGCCUGCCGCCGCCGAGUGGAUGGACGCGCCACACGGUGCCGAGCUGCCCGUCGUGUGGGGCAUGCCGUACUGGCCGUCGGCUGCGGCCAUCGAUUGGACGGCAGCAGACCGCCGAAUGUCGGACACCAUGAUGGCAAUGUGGACGAAUUUCGCCCGGCACGCUGACCCGGCACACAGAUCAGCCGCCGUCAACGUCCGGUGGGACGAGUACGAGACGCGCAGCCCCCGCGCCAUGGUGCUGGACAAGGUGCCAAACAUGUCACAACCUGAACAGGAACCUGAGUUCUGGAACGAGUACUAUCCCAAGGUGCUGGCUGUCGCCCUGCAGUGCUGCCCCAAUCACACCAUAGAAUCAGCCGCUACCACCAUUGUCGGGGGAGCCGGGCCCGCCACCCUGAUUGCACUGGGUCUGAUGGCCCUGUCGUCGCCGUUGAUCACAGACUCACUGUUGCUGGUGGUGUGAGCACGCCAGCUGACCACACGAAUGCCAACCUAAUGUUAUUUUAUCGCAUGGACAAUGAUUAUUUCAGUAUAAUAUGCGUUACUACUAUAGCUAUGUAGUCCUUUAAUUAUUAUAUUGUCAUUCUUACCAGGUCAGUGAAAUGCGUUUUGAAUUUUUAAACUACGAGAAUGCCAAAAGCGCGCAAUCGCGUCUUGGAUAGGGGUUGGGCGUCAAGUCGGGAGCUUAUCGAUUUCUCUCCCUAAAAUACUUGUUUUGUAAAUGACAUUGAAUUCACGUGAAAUAUUACGCACGAAAUAAAUAUUAUAAUAAUUAUGUAGGUAUUGUAUGAAAUAUCGGAAAACGAUAACUGCUCCACUGCACCAUCACGCCAGUCGUGAAAGUCGACAAUAAGUAGUACCUUACACGAACCACACUGAUAAUUCGGUUUUAUAUGUAUAAAUAUUAAAUAUAUAUAUAAAAUAUAAAUUAAAGCAAAUUUAUAAAAGUUGUCAAAACAAAA